Messenger RNA from Gracilinanus agilis (Agile Gracile Mouse Opossum), 4663 nucleotides. RefSeq names its product xanthine dehydrogenase (gene XDH). The transcript is spliced from 35 exons. Gene Ontology annotation, molecular function: molybdopterin cofactor binding; FAD binding; xanthine dehydrogenase activity. NCBI's taxonomy places the organism in Eukaryota, Metazoa, Chordata, Mammalia, Didelphimorphia, Didelphidae. Bases 172 to 4056 code for a protein of 1294 amino acids. The record is from RefSeq and is a predicted model, not a curated record.
CAGUAGAAACUCUUGCCAAGGACUUUUUGUGCCUGUUUGCUACUGGAUGAUGUGGUUUCGUUUUUGAAUUAAAUUAUAUCUGGAGACGAGAUAUUUCUCCGGGUGCACAGCAGAGACAGCUGGCAGGGGUGACCCAAGGGCGAGGUGCAGACAGCACAGGGUCUUCAGCCCAUGACAAUGGCAUCUGAUGAGUUGGUUUUCUUUGUCAAUGGCAAAAAGGUGGUGGAGAAGAAUGCAGAACCAGAGACGACUCUGUUAUCCUAUCUGAGAAGAAAAUUGGGGUUAAGUGGGACCAAGCUUGGCUGUGGAGAAGGUGGCUGUGGGGCCUGCACAGUGAUGCUAUCCAAGUUUGAUCGACUCCAGAAUAAAAUUGUCCACUUUUCUGCCAAUGCCUGUCUGGCACCCAUCUGCUCCCUACAUCAUGUUGCUGUGACAACUGUGGAAGGAAUAGGAAGCACCAAAACCAGGUUGCAUCCUGUGCAGGAAAGAAUAUACAAAAGUCAUGGCUCCCAGUGUGGCUUCUGCACUCCUGGCAUUGUCAUGAGCAUGUACACUCUGCUCCGGAACAACCCUGAGCCCACGGUGGAGGAGAUUGAGAAUGCUUUCCAAGGGAACCUGUGCCGUUGUACAGGCUACAGACCCAUCCUGCAGGGCUUCAGGACAUUUGCCAGGGAUGGGGGAUGCUGUGGAGGAAAGGGGGAGAAUCCAAACUGCUGUAUGUAUCAAAAAGAAAAUAGCACGUUAAAUCUCUCAUCAACUUUGUUUAAUUCAGAGGAUUUCCUGCCAUUAGAUCCUACCCAGGAGCCUAUCUUCCCACCAGAGUUAAUGAGGCUGAAAGAUGAGCCCCAGAAGCAGCUGUGUUUCCAAGGGGAGCGUGUGAAAUGGAUCCAGACUGCAACCCUGAAGGAACUGUUGGAGUUGAAGGCUGAACACCCAGAUGCCAAGCUGGUGGUGGGGAACACUGAAAUUGGUAUUGAGAUGAAAUUUAAGAAUAAGCUCUUCCCUAUAAUAGUCUGCCCGGCUUGGAUCCCCGAGCUGAAUUUUGUGGAGCGUGGCCCAGAGGGCAUCUCCUUUGGGGCGGCCUGCCCUCUGAAUGAAGUGGAGAAAGCCUUAGUGGCUGCCAUAGCUGAGCUACCAUCCUACCAGACUGAAGUCUUUAAAGGAGUCUUGGAGCAGCUGCGUUGGUUUGCUGGAAAGCAGGUCAAAUCUGUAGCGUCGGUUGGGGGAAACAUCAUCAAUGCCAGCCCAAUUUCUGAUCUCAACCCUGUGUUCAUGGCCAGUGGAACCAAACUUACUCUGGUAUCCAAAGGGACAAGGAGGACUGUUCGGAUGGACCAUAUGUUUUUUCCUAGCUAUAGAAAGACGCUUCUAAGUCCGGAGGAGAUACUGCUCUCCAUUGAGAUUCCCUACAGCAGGAAGGGAGAAUAUUUCUCAGCCUUCAAACAAGCCGCUCGGAGGGAAGAUGACAUCGCCAAGGUGACCUGUGGAAUGAGGGUCUUAUUCAAACCAGAAAGUGACCAAGUCCAGGAGUUGGACAUCAGUUUUGGAGGCAUGGCUGACAAAACUAUCCCAGCCCUGAAAACCACCAGGAAGCAGCUGGGGAGAGCCUGGAAUGAGGAACUGCUUCAGGAAGUUUGUGCCAGCCUAGCAGAGGAGUUGAGCUUGGAGCCAGACGCCCCUGGUGGGAUGGUAGAGUUCCGACGUACGCUCACCCUCAGCUUCUUCUUUAAGUUUUACCUGACCGUGCUUCAGAAACUGGGCAAAGACAGUACAGAUAAAUGUGAUAAAUUGGAUCCAACCUAUGUCAGUGCCACUUUGCUCUUUCAAAAAGAGCCCCCCGCCAAUGUUCAGCUCUUCCAAGAAGUUCCAAAGGGACAAGGUGAAGAUGACAUGGUGGGCCGGCCCAUUCCCCACUUUUCAGCUGCCAUGCAAGCCUCCGGGGAGGCAGUGUAUUGUGAUGACAUCCCUCCGUAUUCCAACGAACUCUACCUUCGACUAGUCACCAGCACCAAGGCUCAUGCCAGAAUCAAGUCCAUAGAUAUUUCAGAAGCCCAGAAAGUACCUGGAUUUAUUCAUUUCCUCUCAGCUGAUGAUAUUCCUGGGAGUAAUGAAACUGGAUUAUUUAAUGAUGAAACUGUCUUUGCUAAACAUAAGGUCACUUGUGUGGGACACAUCAUUGGGGCUGUAGUCACAGAUACUCCGGAACAUGCACAGAGGGCAGCUCAAGCUGUGAAAAUCACAUAUGAGGAACUUCCAGCUAUUAUCACAAUUGAGGACGCGAUAAAAAACAACUCCUUCUAUGGUUCAGAGCUCAAGAUUGAGAAAGGAGACCUCAAAAAGGGGUUUGCUGAGGCUGAUAAUGUUGUUUCAGGUAUAAAUUUUGUUGCCAAAGUCUUGGGGGUCCCAGCAAAUCGCAUUGUUGUUCGAGUGAAGAGAAUGGGAGGAGGUUUUGGAGGGAAGGAGACAAGGAGCACAGUAGUGUCUACAGCGGUUGCUCUGGCUGCCUACAAGACUGGCCGUCCUGUCCGUUGCAUGCUGGAUCGAGAUGAAGACAUGUUGAUAACUGGUGGAAGACAUCCAUUUUUGGCCAGAUAUAAGGUUGGCUUCAUGAAGACUGGGAAGAUUGUGGCACUAGAGGUUGAACACUACAGCAAUGCAGGAAAUACUUUAGAUCUCUCUGGGAGUAUCAUGGAGAGGGCUUUAUUCCAUAUGGACAACUGCUAUAAGAUCCCUAACAUUCGGGGUACUGGCCAACUCUGCAAGACCAACCUGCCUUCCAACACAGCCUUCAGGGGCUUUGGGGGGCCCCAGGGAAUGCUCAUUGCUGAACACUGGAUGAGUGAAGUUGCCCUGACCUGUAGACUUCCAGCAGAGGAAGUUCGAAGGCUGAACAUGUACAAGGAAGGAGACCUGACUCACUUUAAUCAGAAGCUGGAGGGAUUCACUUUGCCCAGGUGCUGGGAUGAAUGCCUGGAAAGCUCAAAGUACCAUGCCAGGAGGAGCGAGAUCGAGAAGUUUAACAAGGAGAAUUGUUGGAAGAAGAGAGGGUUGUGUAUAAUUCCUACCAAGUUUGGAAUCAGCUUCACGGUUCCCUUUCUGAAUCAGGCUGGAGCUCUGGUACAUGUGUACACAGAUGGCUCAGUUCUUCUCACCCAUGGUGGUACUGAGAUGGGCCAAGGCCUUCACACCAAGAUGAUCCAAGUGGCCAGCAAAGCCUUGAAGAUUCCCACCUCUAAGAUUUACAUCAGUGAAACAAGCACCAAUACAGUACCCAACACCUCUCCGACAGCUGCCUCUGUCAGUACUGACAUUAAUGGACAGGCAGUCUAUGAAGCAUGUAAAACCAUCUUACAAAGACUGGAGCCCUUCAAAAAGAAAAACCCCAAUGGUUCCUGGGACGAUUGGGUCAAUGCUGCCUACUUGGCACCAGUGAGUCUGUCUGCCACAGGAUUUUAUAGAACACCUAACCUGGGCUAUAGCUUUGAAACCAAUUCUGGAAAUCCUUUCCACUACUUCUCCUAUGGUGUGGCUUGCUCUGAGGUUGAGAUUGACUGCUUAACAGGGGAUCAUAAGAAUAUCCGCACGGACAUCGUCAUGGAUGUUGGCUCCAGCUUGAAUCCAGCUAUAGAUAUUGGACAGGUAGAAGGGGCAUUUGUCCAAGGCCUCGGUCUCUUUACUCUGGAGGAGCUGCAUUACUCUCCUGAGGGGAGCCUGCAUACUCGGGGACCCGGGACUUACAAGAUCCCUGCCUUUGGCAACAUCCCUAUUGAUUUUAGAGUGUCCCUUCUCCGGGAUUGUCCUAACAAAAAAGCCAUCUAUGCUUCUAAGGCUGUUGGAGAGCCCCCCCUCUUUCUGGCAUCCUCCAUCUUCUUUGCCAUCAAGGAUGCUAUCUAUGCAGCUCGUGCUCAGCAGGCAGAUUUUAAGACGAAGGAGCUUUUCCAGCUGAACAGCCCUGCCACUCCAGAGAAGAUUCGCAAUGCCUGUGUGGACAAAUUCACCACUCUGUGUGUUACAGAAGUGCCUGCAAAUUGCAAGUCAUGGUCUAUAAGAGUCUGAGAAGAAAGUCCACAGAUCAAGCUCUCUGUUGAGCAGAUGGUGCCUCUAAGAGAAAAGGAAAAUACCUGCCAUGGGAUCAAAGACUCUAAAUGCACAACAUAAAAACUUUUCUGGGUCAUUACCCCCUUUCUGUAUUAAGGAAAUUGAACACUUAGGAAGAUUUCAAUCUUAAAUGUGAUUUUCAAUAGAGAUGAUGAGCAAAUUCACAACUUUAAGUGUUCAAUAGUAGUAACUACAUAGUUACUAAUAUUCAUUUACAACUGAUUUAAUUUAAAAAUUCCAUAGCUCCCUUUAAAAAAAUUGACUACAAAUUUAGCACUAUUGUUUAGGAUAGCAUCAGAGAAAACAAUCAAACUAUUUGAGAUAAUCUCACAAACUGGAGCCAGUCUGCUUGGAAUUUUUCUAGCCAAAAUUUUCAGCCUCUGAGAACUCAGAACAAAGUUCUUUGGAAUCCACUUAUAUUUCCUCUCCCAACACCACCAAAACUUGAAACUCAAAGCUUUCCUCUGUGUUUAAGGGCAAUAGAAAAUACAUGUUUUAAAUUUUGUAAGAGGAAAAACAAACAAACCUGUUUGCUGAUUAAAAAAAAGAAAACAAAUAAAAUUAA